AUGAAUAAACCAACUUCCUUACUAGUAUUCUUCGCGUUUCUGAUAGUCUCUCCUAAUGUUCUUCUCCCUAUACUGCAACCGCCUGUGACGGCGGCUGCUCUGCCUCUCUAUACCAAUUCACGUUGGAUUGUCGAUGAAACAGGGCGAAGAGUGAAACUGGCAUGUGUGAAUUGGGUUUCACACCUUAAACCGAUGGUGGCCGAAGGUCUCAGUAAGCAACCUUUGGAUGUCAUCUCAAAGCAGAUCGUAUCGAUGGGAUUCAAUUGUGUUCGUCUUACUUGGGCAGUGUUCAUGGUCACCAACCACUCCUUAGCCUCCAUGACCGUCCGCCACUCAUUUCAAAGCCUUGGCCUCCUCGAUUCCCUUGCCGGGUUCCAGCUAAACAACCCAUCUCUGCUUGAUCUUCCCCUCAUCAAAGUUUUCCAGGUGGUGGUAUCUAACCUUGCGAACAACAAUGUGAUGGUGAUUCUCGACAACCACGUUAGCAAGGCCGGUUGGUGUUGCAGUAAAUGCGACGGCAAUGGCUUCUUUGGUGAUCGUUACUUCAACCCAGACCUAUGGCUUCAAGGGUUAACUGCAAUGGCGACCAUGUUCAACGGCACUACCAAUGUGGUUGGCAUGAGUCUAAGAAAUGAACUUCGGGGAUUCAACCAAAACACAAGAGAUUGGUACAGGUACAUGCAAAAAGGAGCAGAAACAGUUCACGCAGCAAAUCCAGAUGUUCUUGUUAUACUCUCUGGGUUAAGUUUCGACAACGAUUUGUCGUUCCUCCGUAAGCAACGGGUGAAACUAACAUUUAAUGGAAAGCUAGUAUUCGAGGUUCAUUGGUACGCAUUCACGAACGGAAAUGUUUGGGAGAGUGGAAACCCUAAUCAGGUAUGUGGAGGAAUAGUGAAUAAUGUGAUGAAGAAGGCUGGGUUUCUACUAGAACAAGGAUGGCCGUUAUUUGUGAGUGAGUUUGGGGUGGAUCAAAGGGGUACGAACGUGAAUGACAAUAGGUUCUUGAAUUGCUUCUUUGGUGUUGCAGCUGAAUUGGAUUGGGACUGGGCUUUGUGGUCACUAGUUGGGAGUUACUACAUGAAAUCAGGGGUGUUUGGGGUGGAAGAGGUUUAUGGCAUGUUGGAUUAUGAUUGGUCUCAUACUAGGAAUUCAAGCUUCUUACAAAGACUUUCUACUCUUCAAACUCCUUUUCAAGGACCAGGGGUUUCUGAUGUAAGGCCAUAUAAAGUACUUUUCCAUCCAUCAACCGGACUUUGUGUUCAGAGAGAGGUAUUAAAAGAAGAGACAGUAAUAAGUUUAGGGUCUUGCUCGGAGUCUGAAGCAGCUUGGAGCUACACAACUCAAAAGACUUUGGAGCUGAAAGAGACAUAUUUCUGCUUACAAGCUGAUGAUGGCAGCUUGGGUAAACCAGCAAAACUUGGAGUCUUCUGUUCAGAUGAUACCUCAAAAUGGGAGAUGAUAUCGGACUCCAAAAUGCACUUGUCAUCUAAGCUCAUCAAUGGAAGCAGAGUGUGUUUGGAUAUUGACUCUAACAAUGCCGUGGUCACUAAUCCUUGCAAAUGCUUGAGUAGAGACCAUACUUGUGAUCCUGGGAGCCAAUGGUUCAAGAUCAUUGAUAGCACAAGGGCCACAGGGAACAAACACAAGAAAAGUAGUUGA
Telopea speciosissima is the source of this 1659-nucleotide messenger RNA. Its product is annotated as glycosyl hydrolase 5 family protein-like. Lineage: Eukaryota; Viridiplantae; Streptophyta; Magnoliopsida; Proteales; Proteaceae. Gene Ontology annotation, molecular function: hydrolase activity, hydrolyzing O-glycosyl compounds. The record is from RefSeq and is a predicted model, not a curated record. The transcript is spliced from 5 exons. The coding region runs from base 1 to 1659 and encodes 552 amino acids.